CAAAACCGAAUGCAGCGUCCGGCGUUACUUCCAAUCCAAACCAUUUUCAGGCAAGCACCGGCAGGGAUCCGUUAAUGCAGAUGGCCUCCGACCCGGGAAAUCCGAGAUCUAAACGCACCGUGAUCAGGAUCACAUAUUUAUUGGCUGCCAUCGACAUUUCGUGUCUGUUCAUGCAGUUUGCGGUGACCCCACAAUUAGGGAAAACUCUUGGCUUGGACACUGUCGGAUUCGGCUACCUCCAGACGGUCUUUGGGAUUCUGCAGCUUAUAGGGGGUCCCGUCUUUGGAAGGUUCUCGGAUCAGUACGGCCCUCGGGCAGCCCUCCUGCUGUCCUUUCUCUCUGCCUCUGUGUAUUACCUGAUUCUGGCCUUCACCACCAGCAUACCAUUCCUGUUCCUGUCCAGACUUCCAUCCGUCUUCAUGCAUGGACUGCCAGGAGCUCAGAUGAUUGUGACAGAUAUGACGGCUGACAAAGAACGAGCGGAUUCGCUGGGGAUCCUCGGACUCUGUUUUGGAGUUGGGAUUAUCAUCGGAUCCUCUCUGGGAGGGUACCUGGCCACGCACUACGGCCUUUAUACCCCCUCCUUCAUCUCGCUGGCCGUCAGCCUCCUGAGCUGCGUGAUCGUGAUGGCCUACAUACCGACCCAAACCAAACCCAAGAGAGUAGAACCGGCAUCUGGAAAAAACCCCUCAAAGGCCUCCAGCGUCUUUAACUUCACUGAACUCGGGCGGCUUCUGGAGUUUCCGGGCGUCACGGCGAUUUUCAUCAUAAAAAUUCUUUCCGGAUUCCCAUUAGGUCUUUUUAUGAUCAUGUUCCCAGUUACUUCUGUUGACUUUUUCCAACUGGACACAGCAGGUGCUGGAUAUUUAAUGUCGUAUUUCGGUAUACUCCAACUGGUGGUUCAGGGACUUAUGGUGGGACUUCUCAUCAAUCGAUUCACAGAAGAUACCCUGCUUGUAGUGAGCAUGGUGGUCUCCAUUGGAGUUGGACUUGCAAUGACGCUUAUGACCAACGUGUGGCACUUCUGCGUGAUCGCCGCCCCAAUGAUAUUUGUCUUGUGCAUCUCAGGAAUUAUCACAGACAGCAUAUUGACCAAGGCUGUUCCACCAUCGGACACAGGUGCCAUGCUGGGGAUAUGUGCCUCCAUUCAACCUUUCACCCGAACGAUCGGCCCAACUAUUGGGGGGUACCUCUAUAAGCACUACGGGGUGCCAUCAUUUGGCUUAUUUAACAUGAUAAUUAGCUUUUUAGUAUUACUCUAUCUUUCUAAAGUUCCGGCUAAUCGAACAGAAGUGAAAAGUAAAUAGCAUUUUCGCCAAAUUCCUUUAUUCUUGCAUUUCUAUUUUGGAGUCAUUUAGAAGAAAAUUAUUUUGAAUUAAUCUUACUUUAGGACUGAUUUAUUUAAUAUAUUAAUAGACAAAAAAAGCUCAUUCACAACCGUAUUUAAAGUUCUUUUUUUUAAAAAAAAGGCACAAAAUUUAAGGCAAAAAAUAAUUUGGUUAGAGUUCCACUUUUUUUUGCGAGGGUCUAAAUUGAUCACAUGACGGCAGAAAAUAAAAUCAGUCUGCCGUUUUUGAACGAGACGCUACCUGGAAUAAGCUGCAACGCGACUCACCUGGCACACCCUGAACCUUAAACAUCCGGAGAUUUUCUAAUUAUAUUUCCCGAGCGUGAGAACCUAAAA
This is a messenger RNA of Spea bombifrons (plains spadefoot toad), 1684 nucleotides long. RefSeq names its product solute carrier family 22 member 18 (gene SLC67A1). The coding region runs from base 75 to 1307 and encodes 410 amino acids. Gene Ontology annotation, biological process: transmembrane transport. The record is from RefSeq and is a predicted model, not a curated record. NCBI's taxonomy places the organism in Eukaryota, Metazoa, Chordata, Amphibia, Anura, Pelobatidae. Gene Ontology annotation, molecular function: transmembrane transporter activity. The transcript is spliced from 10 exons.